This is a messenger RNA of Gamsiella multidivaricata, 721 nucleotides long. RefSeq lists its product as uncharacterized. Bases 325 to 675 code for a protein of 116 amino acids. The record is from RefSeq and is a predicted model, not a curated record. Gene Ontology annotation, cellular component: BORC complex. The transcript has 2 exons. NCBI's taxonomy places the organism in Eukaryota, Fungi, Mortierellomycota, Mortierellomycetes, Mortierellales, Mortierellaceae. Gene Ontology annotation, biological process: lysosome localization.
CGAAAUUCAUGUAAAUGUCAGUCAGUCAAAAUCUUUUUGUCUGCUGAGUUGGUUGCAGCCCACUUUAAAACGAUCCAAGGAUCGCUGUUCAAAAGUUCGCGAUGAGCAGCAUCUACUCAUCCGAGGAGCUGAUCGCUUCAAGCAACGAGUUUUAAGCUGUUUUGGGACUAAGACUUGGGGCCCAAGGUUUCCAAAUGCCCAGGGAGGCACGUGGCCGAAUGCUUCGGAUUGCCGCGUUGCUGAACGCGCUUAGCCCAGUUUGCAUCAACCUCGCUGCUGUCUUUUCUCUGCACACUCACUCAUUUACAUCGCAUCCCUCUUGCAAUGGAGCCCUCACAUGUUUUUGCAGCACAGCUCCUGGGAACAUUGCCGGAGUCAGAGAUCGCAGAGAUUCAGCGACGCCAGAAUGAAAUGAGUCUAUCUCUUCAAAAGGCUAAUUCAUCACUCUCGGCCUUGAACGAGUUUUCGACGGUCAAGUGGGCGGACCUGCAUCCCAAGUUCGAAGCGCACACGAAACUGAUCAAGGAGCUGCAGACGGAUUUGGAUCAUGUCUUCCGCAAGAUACGGACGAUUAAAACUAAGCUCAACCUGCCCAACAAUGAUGAGGAAGAAGGGGAGGAGGAAGAACAAGGAAGUGCACCCGAAGGAGCAAGCGACCUGCAGGCAGCAGUCUGAAAAAAUAAAAAGUAAAAUAAAAUAGGAAAUUGGUGGCAAAAGGCGU